This is a messenger RNA of Octopus bimaculoides (California two-spot octopus), 1995 nucleotides long. RefSeq lists its product as uncharacterized. Lineage: Eukaryota; Metazoa; Mollusca; Cephalopoda; Octopoda; Octopodidae. The record is from RefSeq and is a predicted model, not a curated record.
GUUCAUUAUGUUAUAACAUCAUUUAAAAAUGUAAGUGGCAUCAACUUGUUUCGAAUCAGGGGUUUUAGCAUUAACAUCAUUGCCGUAUAAAUCACAUGCAAAUGGUGGUCUCAAAGUGUAAUUAUCCUGACACUCUUGGCCAAAUGGAAUCAAUUUAGAUAGUUCAAAUCCUAUAAUGGGAGAUAAGAAUUUAUGUGAUUCGGAUUCGGAUUCGGACAACAUUCUCAAAACCAAAAAUGCAGAUGGAUCCAACAGUCAAGAAACAUUUAAAACUUCUGUUUCCGUUCAAUCCAUUGGUUCUAAUGCAAGUUCCGGGAUUCACAUAAAUAAAACAUCAAUCUUAAAAAAAUCUCCGGAAAUACAUCGCAGUUUAUUUCUAAAGCCAGAUCUAGGUUUGGAGUCAUUUAAAAAUAAUGAUGCAUUUUGUAGUUCGUUUGACAGUUGGGAUAUGUUGGACAAACCAGAGGGAAAUUGUGAAAUAAGCUCCUUUCAUUCAUAUUCCAAAGAAUAUUCUCCAAAAGGAAAACAGAAAUUUGCUGGAAAUAAUAUUGACCAAAUAGAACCUUCAAGGAAAUUUUCAGAUUAUAAGAGAGAUAAACAACUGAAAUCCAAUCUAAGUGUCAGCAGUCUCUUUGAUAAUGAUAUCUGUGGUGUGGGGAGCAAAAGCACGCCUUAUCAUGAACAGCAGUUACUGGGAGUCAUAUGUAGAAUGAAAGCUGAAAAACAUCAACUUGAUAAAAAGCUAAUGGGCAUGAAAAUGCUGCAAACAAACCUACAAGAAGAGAAACAUGCACUUAGACAACGAUGUAAAAAACUUCAGAUGGAUGUAAUUAAUCAUGAUGCAAUGACUUUAAACAAAAACAUGUUUGAUGAUCUCUCUAAAAAAGCUAACUCUUCUAAAGAAGAGAUAAAAAUGUUGCGAAAUCAAAUUAGCAAAUACCGUCAGACUAUGUGCGAGCAACAAGAUUUCAUAUGUGAAAUGGUAGCCGAAAAAGACAAAAUUGUAGGAAAAGUCAACAAUUUAAAAGUGUGCCUGAGUACACUUAAUGAGUGGAAAAAUAGAACAUUUGAAGACAUGAAGAAAAUCAAGGAAAACAUAGAUAAAAUGUCAGAAAUGUAUACUGAUUUCAUUUCACAGUUGAAUAUUCAGAAAUCGGAGAAAUUAGCAUUAGACACAAAACUUAAAAAGAAAGAAAAAUGUAUUAAAAAAUUAAAAGAAGAAAAAGAAUCUAUGUUAAAUGCACAAACAGAACUGAAUAAUUCUUUACAACAGAAAAGCAACGAAAACAACAUGAAGGAUGAAAUUAUUAAAGAAAAUAAUGAUGUUAUUUCGCAACUGAAAACAAUAAAAUAUGAACUGGAACAAACGAUCUAUGCUGAAGCAUGUAGCAAAAGUGAAUUCGUAAACGAAACUAAAGGAAUAAUUUCCUCAUUAAAGAAUCAAAUUAAAUUAGAUGAAGAUCGAUUCGAAUCAGAAAUAAAACAGCUACGACAAGAAAGUGAAGAUCUUAAUGAAGAGUCAUUUGACUGUGGCCAUGCUGGAGCACCACCUUUAGUCGAGCAAAUCGACCCCAGGACUUAUUCUUUGUAAGCCUAGUACUUAUCGGUACAUAUAUACGACGGGCUUCUUUCAGUUUCCAUCUACCAAAUCCACUCACAAGGCUUUGGUCGGCCUGAGGCUACAGUAGAAGACAAUUGCCCAAAGUGCCACGCAGUGAGAAUGAACCCGGAACCAUGUGGUUCGUAAGCAAGUUACUUACCACACGGCCACUCCUACGCCUAUCAUUUUCAAUAUUUCUUCUAUCUAAGCCGGAUUUUUAUGAUAAUUUAAUUUCGUAAGCAAUCAUCAACGCAGAAAUAUCUUAUAAAAUAUUGAAUACUGAAUUCUUGGUUAUUCAGCACUAUACUAGUGUAGAGAAAUGAACUGUUGUAGAGAGUUGAUUCGAGCUAUGUAUAAUUUAGUGAUCCCAGUAGAUUAUAAAAUAAAAACUCUGA